AUGCUUGACCGCAGGGUCAUUACACUUGGGAAUGCUGGAAGUAACAACAAUUGUUGGGUGGAGUUUGAUGAUGAAGACAGAGGCCGAAAAGUAUUGUACAUGCAGGAGCUGAUCGAAGGAGGACAUUUGUUUGAGAAGUGUGAAUGGCCAGGUGGUUUUGCUGGUUUAGAUUUGGUUGAAGUGGAGGAGAAGGUGGAUAUGGUUGAGCAUGAGAAACAUGUGAUUAAUAGGAAGGGUUUAAUUAAUGAACAAGUGGGGGAUUUUGUGGAUGAAAAGGUGGUUAAUUUGAAGAGAAAAUGUAAGAAAAAGAAGCAAAUUGGUUCUAAAAGGAAGCAGAGAAAGUUGGAGAGCUAUUUUCCUCCUGCUACACGUACUAGCACGCAUCUCAAAGAGUGGAUGAAAUCACAGCUGGAGGAGUUGAAAUCAACUCUGACUGAGAAGAUUUAUCAACAUGAUGCAGAGAUAAAACGGCUUAAGAAGAGGGAAAGUGUUGGUAGGAAAUCUUUUGGUAGCUUUUCACAAAGAACAAUACGUAGUAAUAGAAGGAGGAAGUCAGUCCUUGAUGGGACUCCGAGAAAGGCUGAUGGUGCGAUAGAAGUAGCUCCAAAUGUUAGUGACAAGGUGGGUGUUAGUCCUGGUCAUGGUUUUGUUGCCCAAAAUUCUGAAAUGGCGAAGUUUGUGAGAAAAAAGUGUAAACUGUAA
This is a messenger RNA of Arabis nemorensis, 702 nucleotides long. The record is from the annotation of a GenBank genome assembly. NCBI's taxonomy places the organism in Eukaryota, Viridiplantae, Streptophyta, Magnoliopsida, Brassicales, Brassicaceae.